Protobothrops mucrosquamatus (brown spotted pit viper) is the source of this 1298-nucleotide messenger RNA. RefSeq names its product CTD small phosphatase 1 (gene CTDSP1). Gene Ontology annotation, molecular function: RNA polymerase II CTD heptapeptide repeat phosphatase activity. The record is from RefSeq and is a predicted model, not a curated record. The transcript is spliced from 7 exons. The coding region runs from base 24 to 806 and encodes 260 amino acids. NCBI's taxonomy places the organism in Eukaryota, Metazoa, Chordata, Lepidosauria, Squamata, Viperidae.
GAGCGCUCUGCACGUCUGGUCUAAUGGACAGCGGACCCAUUAUCACCCAGGUUAGCAAGGAAGAGGUGAACAGUCCUCUGCAGGAGAAAGGUGUUCAGAACCAAUCAUCUUCCAAGAAACCCAGGAAUCGCAGCAUCUUCCAAUCACUUUUUUGCUGCCUUUGCCAUGACAACUCAGAGCCUAUCCCUGUCAACAACAACGCCCCGCUGCUGGUGGAAGAAAACGGUUCAGUGACCAAGACCACAGUCAAAUACCUGUUGCCUGAACUCAAACUGCAAGAUGCCAGUAAAAUCUGUGUGGUGAUUGACUUGGAUGAGACCUUAGUACAUAGUUCUUUUAAGCCAGUGAACAAUGCAGAUUUCAUCAUCCCAGUGGAGAUUGACGGGGUCAUGCACCAGGUGUAUGUACUGAAGCGACCCCAUGUGGAUGAGUUUCUGAGGCGGAUGGGUGAGCUCUUUGAGUGUGUACUCUUCACUGCUAGCCUGGCAAAGUAUGCUGAUCCUGUGGCUGAUCUGCUGGACAAGUGGGGAGCCUUUCGCGCUCGCCUUUUUCGCGAGUCAUGUGUCUUCCACCGGGGUAAUUACGUCAAGGACCUCAGCCGCCUGGGACGCGAUCUGACACGGAUCAUCAUUGUAGACAAUUCGCCAGCCUCCUAUGUCUUCCACCCUGAUAAUGCUGUGCCUGUGGCUUCAUGGUUUGACAACAUGGCUGACACGGAGCUCCUUGACCUGCUGCCUUUCUUUGAGAGACUCAGCAAAGUGGAUGAUGUAUAUACCGUGCUAAAGCAGCAUCGGACUACUAGCUAGUGACCAAUGGAGGGGGCAAGGCUUUGGGCAGGGGAAGUAGGAGGGGUAGGUAUGCCCAUUUUGGCUACUUCCUUCUGCUGAGCAGGAUGACCUGUUCCCUCAGCCUCAACAAGCAACGCAGUGCCCAGGAAACCCUGCAGGAGGCAGCAGAGAGCAAUUAUUCCCAUGAGGCACCAGAAGAAACUUCAGCAUCUGAAUGUGAUCUUGAACCCCCACCCCCCAGAAAGGAAACCUCCUUGCUGCUAUGGUUAACAGUUUCUCCCCUUGAAUGAUGGGUUGCAGAAACCAGAACCUCAGCCCUUUCUCUCCACACACAAACAUCUAAUGUGACCAAAGCUAUGAUCCAACUAUGGUCCUUUCCCUUCUAAUCAGAACAGUUCUCCGCUCAUGUGCCGCCAUCUUGGGGGAAGAUACACAAGUCUCUUUCCCGGGUAUUCACUGCCCUUCAUUGUUGUAUCAGUUCAUAGAUCUCCAUUGUCCCAAUUUCAGAAA